CAAAGAGACAGUCGCACCGCGCGGGGCGGGGAACGCGCGCCGCUGUCAAAUCGAAUUAUUUCCCUGAUUUGCGACUCACGUUAAUUUCUCGCUGGAAAACAUUUUUCCUGAAUUGAUUGUGUUGCUAUUUACUAAUUAACGAAAAGCCAAACGACGCGUGAACACGAGAUUUGUGCGUAAAAAUCAAAUGUCUGCGUUUCGGUCAUGUUUUCUUCCGAGUACAGACUAUUAAGUGGUGUGUUGAAAAAGUUAUUAUAUGGCGUACUCAUGUGUGAAAUUAAGUGUAUUGGUGACAUGAGGAGGAUGUUUGGAGCCUGCUCUGAUGGGUGGCUUCUCUGCGGUCAGAAUGGAUCCCCCCACGGGUCGGUGAUGUCGUGUCAGUCGCUUGCUGCGCGUGCGUUCGAGACGGAGAAGGAUUCGCGAUGUUCCACCAGCUUCCAUAGAUCAGUCCGGUUCAGUUCAGAGUCGCGGAGCACAAGGAAAUCGAAUGACACGGAGUGUAAACGUGAAACGCCGGGCACCAUGUCACUCACGGCGCUCUCCAUUACGCCGGUGACGCCCGGAUCGGCCAUGAGCCAGUCAGCACCUCAUGCGUGUGCAUUUGAUUUCGAUGAAUCGCCGGCACCGCCCCCAGCGUGCCGUUUUCCCAAGCUGGAGGAAUGCGCUCACUUCCACUACGAGAGGGUCUCCCUCGGUGGUCUCAGUGUGGAGCUGGUGCCGUGCGAGGCCGUGGAGGGAUCGCCGCAAGAGGGCUGGGUUUGCCUGAAGGUGCGUUCGCACGUGAACUCGUCGGACGACUCCACCGACAGCAAGACGCUGAGCGCGAGCUGGACGGAGGCGAGCGACGUGCGCGAGUGGACGCUCACCAGGAACAUGGAGAACUUCCUGCACCUGGACGAGAUGCUGCACAGGUGUAUAUACGACAGAAAAGUAUCCGGUCUUCCUAACUUGAAGGAAGCUAUGACUCCAGAGUUAGUUCAAGACGAAGUGGAGUAUAGGCAGCUCAUAUCGGACUAUGUGCACCACUUGUCUAUCAUAGCGGACGAUUCCAUCAAUUGCGGGCCAGCGUUAAAUUGGUUGCAGAUGGAUAAUAAGGGUCACAAAUUGCUAGUGUCAAACGAGGACUCCAGUUCGAUAAACACGCCAGCGGUUGCCGCCGCAUAUUCAGUCAGGAAAUAUGUCUCGCAGGCCCGAGACGAAAUCAGCUUUGAAGUUGGCGACAUGAUAUCCAUCAUAGACAUGCCAGGACCGCAAGAAUCCACCUGGUGGCGGGGUAAGCGCGGGUUCCGCGUCGGCUUCUUCCCGCACCACUGCGUCGCGGUCAUAGGGGAUAAGGUGCCCAGGCACAUGACGCAACCACCCCCCAUAGUUGGGUCGGUGGCGGUGGCGCCGAUCAAGCCGGUGCUCCGGAAGCACGGCAAGCUGAUAUCGCUGUUCCGGAGCUUCAUACUCUCCAGGCCGUCGCGGCGCAGCCUCAAGCAGCAGGGCAUCCUGCGGGAGCGCGUCUUCGGCUGCGACCUGGGCGAGCACCUGCUCAACUGCGGCCACGAUGUCUUUCAGGCGGUAGUCACGGAGUUUCUCAUAUGUUACGCGGAAGAGUUGUUCGCGCAGGAACAGGGCGCCGGCUGUGAUGAUAGCGACCAGGAACGCAAUGAGUGCCAAGUGGAACUGCGAGGGCUGGAGGCUGGUAGGAGACCUAAAAGUCUGCCCUUGAACCCACCAACUAAACUAUUAAGUCUAGAGGAGGCCCGUCGGCGCGGCAAAGUGUGUGUCGGCAGCGAGAUAAUGGACUACCCGCCGCCAUCCGGUGCGAUCGCGGCGGCGGCCACCACCCAACUGAAGCCCGCUGCGCACUUAAAGCCUAAAUAUAUUGAGGUCGGCUCGGGGCCUAACAACCUACCACAGUAUCACACUGUACUGGACCUACCUGUACCAGGUGCAAAACGCGCGCUCAAGAGGUCCGUGUCCGGUUGGCGCGGGCUGUUCAGCCGCAGCAAGCUGCAGCGGCCGCGCCCGCCGCCGGCCACGCCCCCGCCCGCCGAGGUAGCAGUGCACCCGCUGCGGCCGGCGAAGUCCUGCGAGUCGCUCGCGUCCGACAGCGACACGCUGGCGCCGCUCGUCGCGUCCGCGGCGCCGCUCAAGCACCACACCAGGUCGUCGUCGUGCGACUCGUACUUCGAGCCGUGGCAGGCGGAGCUGGCCGGCAUGCGCCUGCGCCUGUCGCCGCAGGAGCGCGACCGCCACAUGUUCAGCGAGGAGGACGACGCGCCGCCCGCGCUCGACGACUCGCUGUGCUCAUCGCCGGUGGAAUCGAACCCGUGCAGCGCGGAACCGAGCCCGAGGCACAACCACCGGGCCGAGGUGCAUCCAACCGACACGCUGGAGAGGAAGCGCGGCUCGCUGCAGCAGGCGGCGGCGCUGGAGCGGCUGGAGCGGCUGGAGCGGCAGCUGGGCUACAUCGACGAGGCGGCCGCCAGCCCGCCGCCCGAGAAGCGCGCCGCCUGCGCCGCCUCGCGCGCCAAGCGGGUGUGCAAGGACCGCGACAGCCCGCUGGCGUCGGCGGCCGACUUCCCCGGCGCGCUCGCCAGCGUCAAACUCAGAGACCGAAACUCGCCAAGGAAACAAAAAAACGCGGCGCGUUACAGCGGCUUGCACAACCCGGUGCUGGGCGACCCGGACAAGCCGGUCACUCGCCUCACGUGGCACGGCAAAGAUGGACACUCGACGCUCAUCAAAAUCGAUUGGCCCCCGGACAGUUCCAACGGCAACCUCACGGCCGGCACGCACACCUCCAGCAACGACACGCCGACGAACGAGAGGGAUUCGGUGUACGAGGACGUGGACUUGGAGAAGAAUCUGUCCAUCGUCGAGGACGCGACCGUCCCGCUGACCGACGCCAGUCUGCCGACGCAGCAAGCGUGCCAGCCUGAUUUCACCGAAGAUCUGAUAAUACUAGAGACGCCGACGGAAACGAAUCUCGAUGACGACGUGGAUGUGUACAGUCAAGUGAAGUUCUUUAAGAAGAGCAUAGAGGAGGUCAACGCUAUGAUACUGGAGUCGCCCGAAAGGGACGACUAUGAAAACGUCGCGUUCGAGCCGUGCCGCGACUACGCAAACGUCGACGUCGGCACGCUAGGGCUCUGCGACAGACUGGACGCGGGCGGUGCAAAGGAAAUUGAUUCCAUCGAACACGAGAACGGCAACGUCGUAAAGCCCAUUGUCGCGUCGAAGAAUCUGAACGUGCGCGAGCUGGCGAUACGCUUCGAGAGCCCCACCGAGCUGAAGGGACCUUUCACCUUCGAGAAGUUCAGAGGUGACGUCAAAUACGCAAAUAUAGAUGCGAGAGACGAUGAAAAGAGACAUGUGAAACCACCGCCACCUGUCUCGCCCAAAACGUACAAACUGUCGAAAAACUCGUGUAAUGCGCGGUCGUUGGACGAAAACGCGUUCAUAAAAGAGUUCGGCGCGGACAAGGACAGACGCAAGAGUCUCGACGUGAAAGACGCGAAGCGAACGGCCAAAUUCCUACCGGACCUGAACCUGAACACCGAGAUACCGGAACCGAAACUGGACAGCAUCACACCGACGACGGAGAACAAGAUAUCGUUGGUGCAGCGGUUCGACGUGAAACCGGACAUAAAGAGUUUGAUCGGUUUCGAUGCAGAGAAAAAGUUGAGCAGGGAGCGAAUAGAGAAAUACAAAGAGGAGAGGAGGAAUUUCCUGCGCGAGAAGUACAGCUCGCAGUCGUUCAGAAGUAACCCGGAGCAGCUGACGCGGAUCAAGUUGCGGAAAGAAGAGAAUAGAGUUGAGAACGAGAGAUUGAGCGAAGGCAAGUUCGAGAGGAGGAACACGGUUGAUCUAGGUCAAAGGAUGAGGUUUUCGCUGGCUAGGAGCGCUAACAACCUGGACACCAUACCGUCCCCACUCAGCCCGGUCAAGGAUUUCAACGGGGAGGCCAGCCGGAGCAGGGACGACAGGAAAGAAAAGUCGUCACCGUCGUACAACAUACGAGACAUGGCAGCGAUAUUCGAACAGAAGUCGCAGAGCAACAGCAACGCCGGUUGACGAUAACGUAACGGCAACGAUAACUGUAACGUAACGGAAACGGUGACGUUACCGUAGCAAUAUCGGUAUACCGGAUAUACCGGUAUCUAGUAACGGUGUAACGGUAUUGUUGUGACCGGGUAUAUAUAUAUAUAUAAAUUGAUUUAUAUUGAUUGUUCAAUACAAAAUUUUUAAAUUAACUCAAAAGAUAAGAGCCAGUUUCACAACUAUAAAUCUAUAUUGUAUGUGUCGUUUAGCUUAUCUGUCAUUUAAAAUGGCAAAUCUUGUGUGUAAAAUGUGUGUCAAAAAGUAUUAAAUAAGUCUAUCAGUGACUUUAUCAGCUAGUCGUGUGAACUGGCCCUACAACCAGGUAUAUAUAUCUUUAAUCAUAUUUUUAAAGCAACAAUUAUAUGAAACACACUAACUGGUGUAUCUAGUUACGUUCCCAUACCGUUUCGUUAUGGAAAAACCGGUAUAUCGUUAUAACCGUUACACAAAGUGAUAUUAUGUGCUUAUGACGCAGCGACGGCACUUAAGAGUUAGAUAAAAUAAAUGUAUUAGGUAUUUGCUUGGUGCGAGUAUUAUUUCGCUUGUUUCGAUUUUUACCUUCUUCAAAAAAUGAGAACGGCCUAUGUGUAUUUUGAAUUUUGGUGUGAUAAAACUAUGGCAGUAGGUCUAUUUGUUCGACUCUCCAUAGCGGAUCACCGUUUUACGUCCCACAGAGGGACAUUGAAGUCACUUUACUAAAACCCCCGUAUUCCAACUACCUUGUACCCCACAAUGGGACAAUUUUAGCGACCCAUCAACGGACAUAAAUUUUAUUGUAAAUCUAACUAAAAUACAUACACUUUAAUUACAUCCCCCCCAACCCCCACUAUGGGGCAUUGCUAGUGUCCCACAACGGGUCACAAACUUCUCGAAUGUUCCAAACGAUAUAAUACUCGAAACAAUACUUUUUAUAAUUCGUUUGCGAGUUGACAUUGUUGUUUAUUUAUUUGUUUAUUGUAUUAAUUUAGUGAUAAAUAAAUUAAUAAUGUAUAAAAAUUGUUCGCACUGAUGUAUUUAUUUAAUCCUGGCUUUUUGUGUGAAGCCUUCUUGUUUAAUUGAAUGUUUUAAAUUUUUUUAUAUAAUGCGCCUAUCACUUCAUAGUAUAAAACAAAGUAGUUUUUUUUUGUAAUCCUAAAAACUUCAAAGUAAGGAAAGAAUAGAAAGGUACAGUACA
Messenger RNA from Zerene cesonia (dogface butterfly), 5266 nucleotides. RefSeq names its product GTPase-activating protein CdGAPr (gene CdGAPr). NCBI's taxonomy places the organism in Eukaryota, Metazoa, Arthropoda, Insecta, Lepidoptera, Pieridae. Gene Ontology annotation, molecular function: protein binding; GTPase activator activity. The transcript has 25 exons. The coding region runs from base 205 to 4065 and encodes 1286 amino acids. Gene Ontology annotation, biological process: small GTPase-mediated signal transduction. The record is from RefSeq and is a predicted model, not a curated record.